GUUGCGGAGUCGAAAUAUUUUCUUUUGUAUAUAUUGCCAAUCGAAAUAAUUAUUGUUCGCACAUUUUGUAUAUUGGCAUAGUUAACUCACUAAUAAACUUACAAAAUGAACUGUGUUAUAAAGGGGUCCAAUGUAAAAUUAUUGGCCAAGACCGUACAUUUCUUCUCAAAAAUCGGCAGUGAACUACUGGUAGAGGCACUUCCAACGGGUCUAUCGUUGAAAGUAGUAAAUUCUAUGGGCACAGCAUAUGCGGUGGCUAAUUUCAAUAUGGAAUAUUUUAUCAGUUUCAAUCAGGGAGCCAACGACUGCUUCGUGGAAAAUAAUUGCAAAGUGUUCAUCAAACCGAUACUGAAGAUAUUCAAAAAUCUGCAUACAAUUCUGAUUUGCAAAAUUUGGCUGCAAAUUGAUCGUAUGAAAAUCAUCUUUCAGUUCAAGUGCAAAGCACACGUUCUCAAGACCCACAAAAUUUCAUUGCUGGAGCAUGAUCACAUCAAUUCGUUGCGGCUACCAGAAUCUUUUGCGAACAAAAUAGUAUCCGAUCAUAAAUCAUUGAAUGGUAUACUAUUACAUUUCCAUAGGUCAAAUAAAGAAAUUACUUUCGACAUGAAAACGGACGAAAUCAUCGUUACGAACUAUAUGGACCAUCCCACCAAAGACAAAACUACAAUGCGCUCGAUGUAUUCUAUUAAAAGUCGUGUUUUCAAGUUGUACGAUUUAGAGUCUGAUUCAAAACUUACAUUUUGUUAUAAGGAGUUCAAAGCGAUGACGUGUUAUGCUGGUCAAAACCGGAUGCUGGUAGAAAUGAACUUUAACAAUGAAGGAUCUCCAAUUUUGAUUAGGAUGCGAAAGGACAAUGUACUGCAUGUUACAUUCAUUAUGGGUACUAUGAGACCGCGACUUGCGGAGUCAAGCAGAAAAGUACAACGAGCCAAUAGAAAACCCAAUUUAGCUGCCCCAGUAACCGAAAGAGACAGUCAACUGAUUGAAUUGUGUCCUACCCCGUCAUAUCAGGUGAAUAAUACAUCCCAGACGUCUGAUAUGCGAGGAACAAAUAGUCAUUUGAGAGACGAUGUUCAUUCAAUCGAAUUGGCAUCUUCAAUGAUAGAUCAUCUACAACCAUACGUUAGAAACAGUAACUGUCUUUCGACGAAGAAUAACAAACAAUCGGAAAGUUUAUUCUUACAUGGCUUGAAUAUUCAACCUCAGUCAGCGUCUACUUCCAUCAAUAAGUCCAGCCAACUCGUGAAUUCUUUAGAAAGAAAUCCACCAGUAGAAACGAGAGACAAACCACUAUCAUUUGAUAUAGUGUUUGCUGGUAACACAGACGAUCUUAAUUCUGAAAGUUUAAUAGCUUCACAUACAACGCCAUUUAAGAAGCGAAGUUUUCAACCACAGUCUGUGAAUAUUAAUCAGCCUCAUGCGAAAAAAGGUUGCCACCUUGAGGCAUUCAACUCAGAACCCUUGUUUUCAUCCACAUUACAAACGGAUAUUUCGGUAGAGGUUGUUGUACCUGAAACAGUUCCUGAAUCUCCAGAAGCAAUCGCUGAUCGGAAACGACGUGACGAGAAAAUGCGCCAUAUUUUCCAUAAAUGUUUCGAAGCAACCUUCGAUUCACAGCAAUGCUUGGGAACAGUAUACGCAGAAAACUCGGACACGGAAGAUAGUUGAAAAACUACAG
Molecule: messenger RNA, 1678 nt
Organism: Malaya genurostris
Lineage: Eukaryota; Metazoa; Arthropoda; Insecta; Diptera; Culicidae
Gene: Rad9
Product: cell cycle checkpoint control protein RAD9B
Exons: 3
Coding region: 106-1668 (520 amino acids)
Biological process (GO): mitotic intra-S DNA damage checkpoint signaling; cellular response to ionizing radiation; DNA replication checkpoint signaling
Cellular component (GO): checkpoint clamp complex
Source: RefSeq, a predicted model, not a curated record